Molecule: messenger RNA, 813 nt
Organism: Myotis myotis
Lineage: Eukaryota; Metazoa; Chordata; Mammalia; Chiroptera; Vespertilionidae
Gene: PTGDS
Product: prostaglandin D2 synthase
Exons: 7
Coding region: 83-670 (195 amino acids)
Molecular function (GO): small molecule binding
Source: RefSeq, a predicted model, not a curated record
AGGGCUCCUGCCAGUCCUGCCGGCCUCCCCCGCUCGGCCCACGCUGCUGGCACCAGGCUCCGACGCCGCUCAGCCUGGGAGAAUGGCAGCUCCGCGCACCCUGUGGCUGGCGCUGGUCCUGCUGGGGGCCCUGGGCGUCCUGCAGACCCCGGCCCAGGCCCAGGCCUCCGUGCAGCCCAACUUCCAACAGGACAAGUUCCUGGGGCGCUGGUUCACCGCGGGCCUCGCCUCCAACACGAGCUGGUUCCGGGAGAAGAAGGCCGUCCUGUCCAUGUGCUCGGCCGUGGUGGCCCCGGCUUCUCCCGGGGACGGGGACGGGGACGGCGUCCUGAACCUCACCACCACCUUCCUCAGGAAAGACCGGUGUGAGACCCGGAGCCUGCUGCUGCGGCCAGCGGGCCCCCCCGGCUGCUACAGCUACACGAGUCUCCACUGGGGCAGCUCGCAGGACGUGUGGGUGGAGGAGACGGAUUACGGAGAGUACGCUCUGCUCUACGCCGCGGGCUCCGGAGACCACGGCUUCCACAUGGCCACGCUCUACAGCCGCACCCAGACCCCGCGGGCUGCCGUGAAGGAGAAAUUCACCACCUUCGCCCGGGCCAAGGGCUUCACAGAGGAGGACAUUGUCUUCCUGCCGAAGACGGAUAAGUGCCUGGAGGAGCAGCAGUAGGCAGGUGACCCAGCCCUCAGGACCUGGCCGCCCGCCCUGCUCCAUCCUCUCCGUGACCCCAAGUCCCCAGCUCUGGCUCCCCGACCACCACUCCGCCCCCUUGGCUUUAGCCUGCCUCGACAAUAAAAUCUAGAAGCAACUCA